Paramecium tetraurelia is the source of this 1071-nucleotide messenger RNA. RefSeq lists its product as uncharacterized. The record is from RefSeq and is a predicted model, not a curated record. Gene Ontology annotation, molecular function: protein binding. NCBI's taxonomy places the organism in Eukaryota, Ciliophora, Oligohymenophorea, Peniculida, Parameciidae. The transcript has 4 exons.
AUGAAUGAAUUAUAUUAAAAUAAAUGUUAUUUGCGAAUACUCAGUGAAUUCAGGGAACUGAAAUUGCCUCCAAAAGUAACAAAUUUAAAAAAGGACUGCCAGCAAACAAAUUAGAUAAUAGAUUUAUUAAGAAAACCUACAAGUCAUCGUAAAAUGUUGAGUGAACAUUGUCCAAAAGUACCUCAACUUAAAAUAGAAUAUACUUAUAGUAAAAACACUUCCCCUAGAUUCCGUAUUAAUAAGAAUAUCUCGCCUACAAAUACUGCUAGAAGUUCUAGACCUACUACUCACAAAACCAUAAGAGCCUAUCUUACUUAAACGAAAGUAGGAAAGUUUAAGACUUUACCACAGAUUCAAUAAUCUCAAUAGGCAAUUGAAGGACCUCCCUAAUUGGAAAUAUCUUCAUGUUAACAACUUACUGCUUUGUAGUCUCCCAAAGAAACUGUUAUAUCUGAAUUUCAAUCUCCUCGUAUUAUGUAACGAUUUGACUUCGAUCAUUAAUUUGUGAAAGCCAAGAUUGAGCCUCCGAAACGUUCAAAAAAAUAAUUGAGAAUGAUUCUAUUGAGGGCAAUCAAUAAACUUAAAGCAAUGAAUAUCGAUCCACAGUAUAUGAUUGAGAAUAAGGUCUUCUCUAAAAAGCCUUAUUAACGAAAAAUGUCGAACGAAUUUAUUCAUGCAGUAAAGUUGAAUUAAAUGGAUAGAGUUAUUGAAUUGUUAGAAUAUAACAGAUAUCUUGUAUUUGAUUUCGACUUCUACAACAUGACUGCCUUGCAUUGGGCAUGCAAGAAAGGAUUGGUGGAGAUGGUUGAACUACUAAUAAAGAAUCACGCAGACGUAGAUGCAGUAGACAUACUACAUCGAACUCCUCUUUAUUUGGCAAUACAGGGCAAUCACCUUGUCAUUGUAGAAACUCUACUUAAGAACAAAGCUUAUCCUUGGUCAACUUACUACACAGAUCUGGCUGAAGUCGUGCAAGACAAUAGAAAAGUAUAAAAGCUUCUCACUCUAGUAAGAAGAAUUGACAUCAUUAAUACUUGGGGCGAUAAGAAGGUUGAAGAAGAUUGUAUUUGA